Molecule: messenger RNA, 705 nt
Organism: Anisakis simplex (herring worm)
Lineage: Eukaryota; Metazoa; Nematoda; Chromadorea; Rhabditida; Anisakidae
Source: the annotation of a GenBank genome assembly
UCACUUGAUCUUAUGGUCAGCAAACAAGGACAUUUUAUUAAUUCGUCACAGGAUCGUACAUAUACAACUGAUUCACUCGAAAAUGUUACCAAACCGAAAAUUUUCAUUGCCAUGAAAUUUCAGUUCAACAUCAACUGGUCGCAUGUCUUCAACGAGUGUCUUGAGCCGCGAUACUCGCUGUAUGGAGUGGAUAUGAAAUCGAUGAAGCCAUCAAAAAGUGAACAAGUGCUCUUCAAGUCAACAUUCACGAACACCACCGAACGAGAGCAGGAAUACUCGUUCAAAACUGAACGUGUAACCCGUAGUGCUGUCACUGUUUCAGUCGAGAAAGGUGUGUGUCGUGGAAUCGACAUGGAACUGAAACUGAAGACUCCUUGUGAGGUGGUUGAAGCAAACGCCGGUUUUCAUAACGAAGUUUCCGUUGUUCAUAUCGGUGAAAAUACCCAAGAAGAGGAACUAACAUGGGGUGUUGAUAGUACAGUUCGGGUACCACCAAAAUGUGAAACCGUCGCUCAAUUGGUCAUUCUUGAAGAUCAGCAUGUCAGGUCACUCAUUUAUGUACCCAUCAGUUUAUAUCAUCAGUUCCCUUCCUCAUCUCAUAAACCAAAUUCAGAAACCUUCUCAAGCGACAAGAAAGUUCAUUCAAUGGGUUUUCUUACAAGCAGAACCAGACGGAAGCGAAUCCGUUGCUUCAUUCGGUCAUAA